This is a messenger RNA of Echinops telfairi (small Madagascar hedgehog), 5246 nucleotides long. RefSeq names its product diaphanous related formin 2 (gene DIAPH2). The record is from RefSeq and is a predicted model, not a curated record. Gene Ontology annotation, cellular component: cytoplasm; actin filament. Gene Ontology annotation, molecular function: microtubule binding; small GTPase binding; actin binding. Bases 102 to 3401 code for a protein of 1099 amino acids. Gene Ontology annotation, biological process: actin filament polymerization; actin cytoskeleton organization. The transcript is spliced from 28 exons. NCBI's taxonomy places the organism in Eukaryota, Metazoa, Chordata, Mammalia, Afrosoricida, Tenrecidae.
GGGAAGUCCCAGGGGCCUGUAAAUCUGUAACUCUCCCACAGAGCUGCCUCGGUUCAGGACUCCAUAGGUUGACAGGGCACAGGUGACAGGGCCGGGGAACGAUGGAGCAGUUCGGGGCGGCGGCGGCCGGCGCCGGAGGCGGCAGCGAGGAACCAGGUGGGGGUCGGAGCAACAAGCGGAACGCUGGGAACCGGGCCGCCAACGAAGACGAAACGAAAAACAAACCCAAAUUGAACAUUCAAAUAAAAACUUUGGCAGAUGAUGUGCGUGACCGAAUUACAAGUUUUAGAAAAUCUACUGUCAAAAAAGAAAAACUUCUUAUUCAGCAUCCGAUUGAUUCUCCAGUUGCGAUGAGUGACUUUCCAGUAGCUCAGCCAUUAGCUGAUGAACGAUCUUUGAAUUUGUCUGAAAAGGAAGUACUGGAUCUCUUUGAAAAAAUGAUGGAGGAUAUGAACCUUAAUGAAGAACGGAAAGCUCCUUUGCGAAAUAAAGACUUUACCAUCAAGCGUGAGAUGGUUGGCCAGUAUAUUUCUGCUACUACCAAAUCUAUAGUUGGAAGUAAAGUUAUGGGCGGACUGAAAAACAGCAAACAUGAGUGUACCCUGUCUUCCCAAGAAUAUGUUCAUGAAUUAAGGUCUGGUAUUACAGAUGAGAAACUUCUGAAUUGUCUAGAAUCCUUGAGGGUUUCUUUAACCAGCAAUCCUGUCAGUUGGGUUAACAAUUUUGGCCAUGAAGGUCUUGGACUCUUAUUGGAUGAACUGGAAAAGCUUCUGGACAAGAAACAACAAGAGCACAUUGACAAGAAGAACCAGUAUAAACUUAUCCAAUGCCUCAAAGCAUUUAUGAAUAAUAAGUUUGGAUUGCAGAGAAUUCUUGGAGAUGAAAGAAGUCUGUUACUCUUGGCAAGAGCCAUUGACCCCAAGCAAGCAAACAUGAUGACUGAAAUAGUCAAAAUACUUUCUGCUAUCUGCAUUGUUGGUGAAGACAGCAUCCUAGAUAAGCUUUUAGGAGCGAUCACGACAGCAGCAGAAAGGAAUAAUCGGGAACGUUUUUCAACCAUUGUUGAGGGAUUAGAAAAUCACGAAGCCUUACAAUUACAGGUGGCCUGCAUGCAAUUUAUAAAUGCCCUUGUAACUUUUCCUUAUGAUCUUGAUUUUCGAAUACAUUUAAGGAAUGAAUUUCUCCGUUCUGGACUGAAAGUAAUGUUACCAGAUCUAAAAGAAAAAGCCAAUGAUGAGCUUGACAUUCAGCUGAGAGUAUUUGACGAGAACAAAGAGGACGACCUAACUGAAUUAUCACACCGUCUCAAUGACAUUCGAGCAGAAAUGGAUGAUAUGAAUGAAGUAUACCAUCUUCUGUCUAAUAUGCUGAAUGGCACUCCUGCGGAAAGUUACUUAUUAUCUAUUCUACAGCAUUUUUUGCUCAUCCGAAAUGACUAUUAUAUCAGGCCUCAGUAUUACAAAAUAAUUGAGGAGUGUGUUUCACAGAUUGUGCUGCACUGCAGUGGUAUGGACCCAGACUUUAAGUAUAGGCAGAGAUUAGACAUUGAUCUCACACAUCUGAUAGAUUCUUGCGUGAAUAAAGCAAAAGUGGAAGAAAGUGAACAAAAAGCAGUGGAGUUUUCAAAGAAGUUCGAUGAAGAAUUCACAGCUCGACAGCAAGCUCAAGCUGAGCUUCAAAAAAAAGAAGAAAAAAUCAAAGAGCUUGAAAUAGAAAUCCAACAACUUCGAACCCAGGGUGCAUCAGGAAUUCCUCCUCCAGCACCUUCAUUACCUUGUGUACCACCACCUCCACCUCCACCCCCUCUACCUGGAGCAGGACCUCCUCCACCUCCUCCUCCUCCUCCACUUCCUUCAGCUGGAGUGAGUGGUGUACCUCCACCACCACCACCUUUGUUCAUGGGACCUCCUCUACCGCCACCACUAGGAGGAGUUCCUCUUCCCCCAGGAGGACCAAUUGAUCUACCUUAUGGAAUGAAACAGAAAAAGAUAUAUAAGCCUGAGGUGUCCAUGAAAAGAAUCAAUUGGUCGAAGGUUGAGCCCAGAGAAUUGUCUGAGAACUGUUUUUGGUUGAAAGUUAAGGAAGACAAGUUUGAAAAUCCAGAUCUUUUUGCACAAUUGGCACUGAAUUUUGCUACACAGAAGAAAGCUCCGAAGAAUGUAGAUGCUUCCGAAGAAAAGAAGACUGGGCCUCCAAAAAAAAAGAAGGAAUUGCGAAUUAUAGAUCCCAAAACUGCGCAGAAUUUGUCUAUAUUCCUUGGAUCAUACCGCAUGCCCUAUGUAGAUAUAAGAAACAUUAUUCUGGAAGUUAAUGAAGACAUGUUGAGUGAGGCCUUAAUUCAGAACCUUGUAAAGUACCUCCCUGAGCAGAAGGUACUCAAUGAAUUAGCACAGCUGAAAAAUGAAUAUGAUGACCUCUGUGAGCCUGAACAAUUUGGAGUUGUGAUGAGUUCAGUAAAAAUGUUACAGCCUCGUCUCAAUAGCAUUCUUUUCAAGCUCACAUUUGAAGAGCACGUAAACAACAUCAAACCAAGCAUCAUAGCAGUGACUCUCGCCUGUGAAGAACUGAAGAAAAGCGAAAGCUUUAACAAACUUUUAGAGUUAGUUCUUUUGAUUGGAAACUACAUGAACUCUGGCUCAAGAAAUGCACAGUCAUUGGGCUUUAAGAUCAACUUCCUCAGUAAGAUUAGAGAUACUAAAUCAGCAGAUCAGAAAACAACCCUUUUGCAUUUUCUUGCCGAAAUUUGUGAGGAAAAAUACCGGGAUAUCCUGAAAUUUCCUGAAGAACUGGAGCAUGUUGAAAGUGCAAGCAAAGUUUCAGCUCAGAUUCUCAAGAGCAACCUUUACUCAAUGGAACAACAAAUCAUUCAUCUGGAGCGUGACAUCAAGCAAUUCCCCAAGUCAGAAAAUCUACAUGAUCAGUUUGUGGAAAAGAUGACAAGCUUUACAAAGAGCGCCAGAGACCAAUAUGACAAACUCUUCACCAUGUACAACAACAUGCUAAAGCUCUAUGAGAAUCUCGGAGAAUAUUUCAUUUUUGACUCUAAGACAGUGGACAUAGAAGAGUUUUUUGGUGAUCUCAGCAACUUCCGAACUUUGUUUUUGGAGGCAGUGAAAGAAAACAAUAAAAGAAGGGAAAUGGAAGAAAAGACCAAGAGGGCCAAACUUGCCAAAGAAAAGGCUGAACAAGAAAAGUUGGAACGCCAGAAGAAGAAGAAGCAGCUCAUCGAUAUGAACAAAGAGGGUGAUGAGACUGGCGUGAUGGAUAAUCUUCUAGAAGCCCUACAAUCGGGUGCCGCAUUCCGAGACCGCAGAAAGCGGAUUCCAAGGAAUCCAGAUAACAGACGGGUCCCUUUGGAAAGGUCACGCUCUCGCCACAAUGGAGGUAUCGCAUCUAAGUGAUUCUUGAUGCCAAAGAGUUUGAGAAAUGUUGAAGUAAACACAAAUUCUACAUUCUGAGAAGAACAAAACGUGCACUCAAGAGAUGGAGAGGAAAUCAGUGUCUUUCGGCCAAGAUCAAGCUAAGCUGGAUGAAAUCAUGUGCGUUUGUCAAACUACUGCCAGACUCCUCCCACAAGUAUACUACUAUGAACACCAUUGUCUGGAUUAGAACAAAAGUGUGUUCCUUUUGAGUGUCCUGAUGUGUGUUAUUCACUGUUGUGUGUAAUCUGAUGUCACCAUGAUGAAAAUAUAAGACACUGAAGAGAACAAAGAAUGUUUAAAAGCAUUUCAGUUGGUCAAAAUUGUACAAACUGGCCCCAAAUUUCAGGUCACCACCUUUCAAAAGAAGGAAAGAGAAGUAAAAGGCAAGUAAGCAAGAAUUAGUCAACGUCCGGUUCUGACCUUGGCCGUAUGCAGGCAGAAUAGACCAAUAAAAAUGAACACGUCUAUGAUUUUGGACAGGCACACACAGUGUGUGCUCUGUCCGAGUAGCCAUUUUGGGAACUAAAAAAAAAAAAAAAAGAAAGAAAGAAGCUCUACUUGCCCUCCGUCAAGUUAUUUAGAAUCUUAUCUCAAGUGAAAGCUGAUGGAUUCAUCUGCUUGGGCUGAAAUUAAAUUUAUCAUUAAUCUAGAGUUACAGCCUGAUAUUGCAGGCACUUAUCGUUGCUAAAAAUAAACCAAAGUUUGGCAGAAUCAGUCACAGAAAGUGAUUUCAACUUUAUUUAAAGAGGUAUUUUCUAAUUAUGCAUAUGCACCUACUUUGUACAAACACUUUAUAAUGGCUAUUUUUGUGAACGUAAAUCACAUUUUAAUGUUUAUGCUAGGGAAGAAUCUGAAAAUUCUAUGACCUUUGUUUAAAUUUUAAAACUCAAAUAGUGAUUCCUGUCCUCUCUGGUUUUAUUACCCAUUUCGCUGCUUCGUUCUUCCUAGACCCCCUCGAAGGCAGGGAAUCGAGUGCUAGAAGACCUGAGAGAGAAAAAAAUUCUCUCUGCAGGAGGCAGCAGAAAACUGUCUGAAAGGUCAAUUGUUUUAUCUCACUUGCUACUCCCCUUUCCAAUUCUGCUUUGGUGGUCUGAGGAAGAAGAGAAAUAGAAAUUCUAUGUAUGUACGUGUAUAUAUGUGUAUAUAUUUAUAGCUCUUGCUACAAUGAUUCCAGAUCCUAGUAGCAAAGAGAACUCCUCAAGCAUCGUCAGGCUCACCACAUUUUAUGAACAAAUUAGAAUGAUACUACCAAAACAUCACUGGGAUCGGGUGGGGCUGGGGGAGCAGGGUGAAACCAAACUCUGCAUUUGUCUUAAAUAGAUGACACAGUGAAAGAGAUGCUUAGCUUGUCUAUUACUUUCAGAUAUGCCUUGAAUAAAAUGUGGGAUAAUUUCUCUGGAGUGCAAUUUUAAGGAUAAUGCCAAGGAUUGUAAUUAUUAUAAAAGAUUUCUUAUAUGUAUAUUUCUUAUAUAGAAAAUACUAUUUCUACUCCCCCAUGGCACAUUAUAGACAUUCGAAAAGAACAAAUGACUCAUUUGGCAGGCAAGUCACCCUCUGGAAAAAAGUAUAAACAAGUGACCGCCAGCUUAUGUACCUGUACAUCCAUGUGUCAUGAUUUCAACUACUAUCUUUCCCUCCAGUAUCUUCUUCAUCAGAUAUUAUGUCCCAAAGCUCUGAAGCUGCUACGAUAGAAACACCAAUAAAAGUAACAAUACCUAAGAUGUUAUAGUUUUAUCCUAUCUUGAAAAAAAUGCACAAAAACUGAAGGGAGAUAGCAACUUCACACUUUUUUUUAACAAUAAAAGUUUAGAUUCUAUUAACUUA